Molecule: messenger RNA, 1757 nt
Organism: Otolemur garnettii (small-eared galago)
Lineage: Eukaryota; Metazoa; Chordata; Mammalia; Primates; Galagidae
Gene: A1BG
Product: alpha-1-B glycoprotein
Exons: 8
Coding region: 45-1586 (513 amino acids)
Cellular component (GO): plasma membrane
Source: RefSeq, a predicted model, not a curated record
AAUGCCCUGCUGCCCUGUACCUCACUCAGACCUGAUCACCUCAGAUGCUCACAACAGCUAGAGCCUCUGUGACCAUGAUAGCCUUGCUGGUGUCCUUCCUGCUGCUCUGGGGUUUCACCCUGGGCCCAGUGGCAGAGGCAGCUGUGUUUUUUGACACCCGGCCCAGCCUUUCAGCAAAGUCUGAAUCACAGUUGGAGCCCUGGACCAACAUCACACUGACGUGCAAGGCCCAACUGGUCACCAUGGAUUUCGAGCUGCUCAAGGAUGGGACAUCACAGGAGCUCGUGCACCUACAUUCACCUACCAUCAAGCACCAGUUCCUGCUGACGGGUGACAUCUGGGGUCUCUACCGCUGCCGCUCAGGCCUGAGCAAUGAUGGGUGGACCGAGUUGAGCAAUCUUGUGGAGGUGACAGGGCCAAAGUCCCUGCCCUCACCAUGGCUCUCAACAGAGCCAGUGUCCUGGAUCACACCUGGCCUGAAUGCCACACUGGUAUGCCAUGGGGGAUUGCAAGGUGUGACCUUUCUGCUGAGGCGCAAAGGAGAUGAUGCGUUUCUGGAGGUAGCUAAGGCUGGGGAGGAUGUGGAGGCCACCUUCCUUGUCCACAAGGCUGGCGACUACAGCUGCACCUACAGGACCCACGCAGCAGGCACCCCCUCAGACCCCAGUGCCCCUGUGACCAUCAAGGAACUCGCUGCCCCUCCACCGCCUGCACUGAAUGUAGACAGAGAGUCUGCCGGAAUCCUGCGACCAGGUGACAAAGCCACCCUUGUCUGCGUGGCCCCCCUGAGCGGUGUGGAAUUCCAGCUGCGGCAGGGGGAAAAGGAGCUGCCAGUGCCCCGAAGCAGCUCCAACCCCGACCGCACCUACUUUCAUCUGGAGGCCCUGGCCCCGCGGGAUAGCAGGCCCUACUACACCUGCCGAUACCGGCUGUGGAACCAGCAAUCUGCCUGGUCAGAGGACAGCAAGCCUGCUGAGCUGAUUGUGAGCAAUGAGCAGCUGCCUGCGCCUGAGCUCUUGGCCCAGCCUGCCAGUCGUAGCCCAGAGCCCGGUGCGCUGGUGCGGCUUCGGUGCCUGGGGCCCCUGGUUGGCAUGCGCUUCGCCCUGGUGCGCGAGGACGCUGGCGGUCGCCGCGUGCACCGUGUGCUGAGUCCCGCGGGAACCGAGGCCACCUUCGAGCUGCGGAACGUCUCGGUGGCCGACUCGGCUAACUACAGCUGCGUCUACGUGGACCCGGAGCCGCCUUUCUCGGGCUCUGUGCCCAGUGCAAGCGUGGAGCUGCAGGUGGAGGGACCACCUCCUAGGCCACGGCUGCGCGCCCUGUGGAGUGGUGCGGUGACCCCUGGCCGAGAUGCCGUCCUGCGUUGUGAAGGCCUCGUACCGGACGUCACCUUUGAGCUAUUGCGAGUGGGAGACACGAAGCCUUUGGAAAGGCUCCACGCCAUUCACCCCUCCGCCGACCUCACGCUGACCUAUGUGGGGCCCCAACACGCUGGCAACUACAGCUGCCGCUACCGCUCCUGGUGGCCCAACCGCUUUGAGUCAGAGCUCAGCGACCCGGUGCAGCUGCUGGUGGCAGGACAUUGACCCAGCUGUGGACGCAGGUGCUGACGGUGUCCUUGGGAAGUACUGGGAACACUGGACUGGUUCCUGUCCUUAUUGCUACAGCUGGAGGCCAGGCUCCCUCGGGUGGGAGGCUGGAGGUCUAUCCCUCACUCCUCCCAGCAAUUAAUAAACAUGGAGAGAGACUUUGCUUAA